Messenger RNA from Pseudomyrmex gracilis, 3852 nucleotides. It is a transcript of the gene vari, whose product is annotated as MAGUK p55 subfamily member 6. Gene Ontology annotation, cellular component: cell-cell junction; plasma membrane. The record is from RefSeq and is a predicted model, not a curated record. Gene Ontology annotation, molecular function: protein binding. The transcript is spliced from 8 exons. NCBI's taxonomy places the organism in Eukaryota, Metazoa, Arthropoda, Insecta, Hymenoptera, Formicidae. The coding region runs from base 717 to 2525 and encodes 602 amino acids.
GGCGCUUAGGAUUUCUUGAGAGCCCCCGCUGAUCUCUCGCUCGUCUCUUGUGGUUUUUGUUUUCAACGUGCUUUCUCUUCUGUUGCAAUAUUUGUUUCACAAUUUGUUCAGGCCUAAGAGCCACCGGGGAAACACACUUGCUCGAGACAAUUUUCGAACAAAUUCUCUAGAUGUGACACCUGAAGACAGUGUGAAUGAACGUCAUCAAGUCUACCCUAGUUGCUCCCCACUAUUCUGACGAGGUGCCAUUUGCGGUCCCCCCGUCUGGUCCAGGGUCUUCGGACCCAGGCAGGUGUGUAAGACACGGUACUUCCAUUCACUGCAAGAUAGUAGAGAGGAAAGCAACGACGGAGACGUUCUCCUUGUGUGUUGCCGGAUAAAGUGAUUUAAAUCGCAUAUAAAACAGUGACAAUCACAAACAGAUUUAAUAACUGUAAUUAAAAUCAAAAUUGAUUUUGUCGAAUCUGAAAUUCAAAGAGAAGAGAUUGAUCAUUUAGAGAAAUUUCUCAAAAAAACGCUCAAGUGAGAAGCGAUUCGAUCUCAAUGUGAUAAAGAGUUUUGUGUUUAUAAAAAAAUGCGACGAAAACUGUAAAAAACAAAAAACACUGCGCGAAAAUGUGAUUAAACGUUUAUCGAUGUGAAAAGUUCUCUGUGGCGAACGAAGAGUUUAUUCGUACAGGAUUUUGCAAAAUCUGUAAAAUUGACCAUUUGUUAUCAUGGUCCGCUUCGGAAGGAAAGAGAAGCUGGAAAAUCGGCGAUUGCUGGCCAGCAUGGAUACCGUGAACGGCGCGAUUAUUCAUCAAAUCGAUAACGCCGCGUUUAUGCACGUGCGUGACAACAUCGACGAGCUGGGCAAAGUCGCUGACGAUACGGAUUUGCUGUUCCUGAAGGGCCUGCUCGACAGCCCGGUCGUCACCUCCCUCGUGAAGGUUCAGGAGCGUCUCGAGGAUCCGCCGGUGCCCGUGAAGCCGGUAUGCUCGUCCGUCUGUGACAUCGUCGACGAGGUGUGUCACUUCUUCCGUGCCUCCAGAAAUCCGUACGCUCGGGAAUUGGUGAACCUUCUCGGCAAUCCGCACUUACGAGCUCUUCUGGAGACGCACGACGCGAUCGUGGAACGUAGAAGAGCAUCCGAAUCGCGUCCCGUUACAGUGACAAUGCCGACGAACAAAAAGGAAGCGGUGCCCAUCAGGGUGGUCGGCCUUAGAAGACAACCAGAUGAACCUUUGGGAUUGACGAUUCAGGUCGACGAGUCCGGAAACAUGGUGAUAGCCAGGAUUCUCGGUGGCAGCACAGCAGCUCGUCAGGAACUUCUGAGAACGGGCGAGGUGAUACUCGAAGUCAACGGCAAGCAGGUUCGAAAUCCCGAGGAGCUUCAGCAGGCGAUUCAAGAGGCCAAGGAGAAUUUAUCUCUGAAAUUAGCUCCGGGUAUCGCCUCUGAUUCGAAUCGGUCUCUUAAGUCUACGUGUUACAUGAGAGCUCUCUUCGAUUACAAUCCGUCGGAGGACACGCUCUUGCCUUGUCGAGAAAUCGGUCUGCCCUUCCAGAAGGGUGACAUUCUGCAGAUUGUUGAUCAGGCCGAUCCGAACUGGUGGCAGGCGCGACGGGUGGAGGGCGAGAGCCUCGGAUCGCCCGGUUUGAUACCUUCGUUGGAGCUGGAGGAACGCAGAAAGGCCUUCGUGCCGCCCGAGGCCGAUUUCGUUCACAAGAUCAGUAUAUGCGGCACGAGGAUAUCCAAGAAGAAGAAGAGGAAGAUGUACCAGUCCAAGUCGAACGGCGAAUUCGACGGCGCCGAGUUGCUGCUUUACGAAGAGGUCGCUCGGAUGCCGCCGUUUCGACGUAAGACCCUGGCUCUGGUAGGACCGCGCGGUGUGGGCCGACGAACUCUGAAGAACAGGUUGAUCAACAGCGAUCCCGAGAAAUUCGGCACUAUUGUACCCUUUACAUCCAGACCACCGAGAGUUCUCGAGGAGGACGGCAAGAGCUACUGGUUCACCGAUCGCGAGAGCAUGGAGCAAGAUAUCAGGGAGCACAGAUUUCUGGAGCACGGUGAACACGGCGGACACUUGUACGGCACGAAAUUAGACUCCGUGCGAGAAAUGAUAAGAUCCGGCAAGAUGUGCGUGCUGGACUGCAGUCCGGCCGCGCUCAAGAUCCUUCACAACAGCACGGAAUUCAUGCCUUACGUCAUUUUCAUCGCCGCGCCCGGAAUGGAGCAGCUUAAGUCCCUGUACGAUCUCGGAAGAUCGACCGGCGCCAGCAGUCGAAAUCUCACGUUCGACCGCCAGAGUUCCAUCAGAUACAGUUCGAGAAGAGCCAGAACACUGGAAUCCCUCGCAUCUCUUUACGAGGAAGACGAUCUCAGAUCCACGUUGGAGGAAUCCGCGGCUUUGCAGAGAGCCUACGAGAAGUACAUCGAUCUCGUGAUCGUGAACGAAGACUUCGACAACACGUUCAGACAAGUAGUCGAAGCUCUGGACUCUUUAGCCACGGAGCACCAAUGGGUGCCGGUUAAUUGGAUCUAUUAAUUGGUUUUCUCAGGCGUAAUAUGUCGAAUUGAGUCUGGAAGGUACCGAGUCGAUGCGCGAAUUGACGACAAACAAAUAUAAUUCGACGUCGACAAUCGCGCGUCUCGGAAUUCAUUCAGCGAAAUCCACCGCGAAUAAUUGAGGGCCAUGACUUUUUUUUUUUUGUUCUGUUCACGCGCUCGAAACAACAAAGGCACGUGUAAUCAAAGUACAAAGAAUGCUAUACACUUCGUGCCGCGCGGAGCGAUAUCGAUACUGUUGCCUAAUGAUCAAGAAUCUCAAUUAAACAAUUAAAUACACCAUAGCGUAUUUACGUUCGUUAUAAGUUUUAUGUCAACGGCUCGUUCUGCUUGCAGAAACUCGUCAUCAAAAAAUUUUUUUUACCCAGUGUCGAUGUAAGACGAAUAAGAAAAGAAAAAACUAAUUUUUCAUCACAAACAAUUUACAACGCGAGUUACAUUGUUUUACUGCCACUUUGUACAACGACUGCAAUCAGCAAACGAGUCGAUUAAUGUAAGUGUUGAACCGCCGUCCAGUUAAUUUUAGUGUAAUAUUUUAAUAUAUUUUCAACUUUAGUUGCGUGACACGCGUUUCUAAAACGAUCAGCCACAUGUACUAUCGCGUUAUCAUUCGCGUUUAUCCGUUCGAACGCAUUAUAUGUUUCUCGUGUUUCGUUCGCGCAUUCUGUUUCACGUCUCAUUUUGCCGCUCGUGCACGCUAAGUAUAUUUCCUGGCAUAGAGUGCCUUAAUCAGUGAAUUCUAUACUAUGCCGAAUUUAUUGCAAUAACACACCGGCCAUAAUAUUGUAAAAACUAGUUAUUACCAACGAAUUGUGUUCGCACGAAAGUGGAGUUGUAGCGGUGAUCGACAUAUACAGAGACAAAAGAUUCUACUUGUCUUCUAUUCCACUCGGAGUGUUUUUUUAUUUUUACGUAAUCUCUUUUAUUUGAAUGAGCGUAAUUCCGGCAUAAUAUAGAACUCACUGGUCUCGUUAGCGCAAGCUUAUAAUCGGGUUGAUGCGAAGACCUACUACGUCGAGAAAGACGUCUUAUACAUUGGAGAUUUACAUAAGACAAAAAACUAGUAACACAAUUUCUAAUAUCCUAUGUGGAUAGUCACAGAAGAACAUAUACCAUACAUACAUAUAUACGCAUACAUAUGUAUAUGUAGCAAAGUGGACUACCUUGUACAGAUCUGCAAUGACACAUGUCAAAUGUCUGCUGUACAUGUUGAAUCUAAACAUCUGUUCUGAAGAGCAACACAGUGAUACACGUGGAAUAAAGUUUAUUAAGCGUUUGUUACGAAUAAAAAUUUCAAAUUAGAAGUA